This is a messenger RNA of Heterostelium album PN500, 1140 nucleotides long. Its product is annotated as OSBP family protein. NCBI's taxonomy places the organism in Eukaryota, Evosea, Eumycetozoa, Acytosteliales, Acytosteliaceae. The record is from RefSeq and is a predicted model, not a curated record. Gene Ontology annotation, molecular function: sterol binding. The coding region runs from base 1 to 1140 and encodes 379 amino acids. Gene Ontology annotation, cellular component: membrane; cytosol; intracellular membrane-bounded organelle. The transcript is spliced from 2 exons.
AUGGCAAAAGAAGAAAAUUUUGAGGAUGUGGGUGAAGAGAUUCCAGAGGAGUUCAAAAAGGUUGAUGGUGCUACUACCACUGUCGAGGAGAUCGAUGAGCAAGUUGAUAAGGGAGGUGCUACCGCUGGAAAUAGUGCUAUCACUUCGAUGUUGAAGAGUAUGAAGGUCGGUACGGAUAUGUCCAACAUGGUGAUGCCAGGUUCCUUUAUUCUGCCACGUUCGACUCUCGGUUACUUUGCAGAGAAUUGCUCGGGAUACUUUGAUCAGUUGAUUCAGUGUAACGCGAUCGACGAUCCAAUGGAGCGUAUGCUCCAGGUUUACCGCUACCUUAUGAGCACUCGUUACAUCCCAAAAGAUGUCUCGAAGAAACCAUUGAACCCGGUGCUCGGAGAGACAUCAGAGUUGAAAACAAACUUUCCAAAUAUAAACGCCACUGCACAUUCGCUGUGCGAACAGAUCUCUCACCAUCCACCAAUCUCCUCGUCGAUCGUCUAUGGCAGUGGAGUGUCGGUUGCCUACUACUCACCAAUUAAAGGAGCGUUCAUGGGAACCUACAUCAAACUGAAUCUUGACGGACAUCUCGUCAUCAAAGUCGAUAAAUUCAACGAAGAGUAUCAUUGCACAUUGCCAUCGAUGGCCAUCAGAAUGUUCAGAGGUUUCGGUGAGUUCAUCGGAAACUCAACACUCACCUGUACUUCAAACAAUUUUUCAAUUCAAACUAAAUUUUUACCAAAACCAUUGUUAAUUGGAAAUUAUAAUGUAAUCGAAGGUAAAGUGUUUAAGGGAAAGGAUAAAGUAUUUAAACUCAAAGGUCAGUGGGAUGGAGAGGUAAAGAUUUCCCCAUAUAAAAAAGACGAUUAUAAACAUUUCUUUGAGAAGAGUAAACUUACACCAGGUGUUGCAGAGCCAAUACCAGAGAUCCAACUUUUACCAACGGAUUCAACAAAGAUCUGGGGUGGUUUGUUUGCCGCUGCCAAGAGCAGUGCUAGCUCAAGAGAUAUUACAAGAGAGAAAACACUGGUUGAAGAAGACCAACGUAAGAAAGCUCAGGAAAGAAAGACCAAGGGUGAGGAAUGGAAGCCAAAUCACUUUACACAAGACAAGGAGGGUCGCUGGAUUUUAAAUAGUUUUAAAAACUAA